Messenger RNA from Dreissena polymorpha, 2793 nucleotides. Its product is annotated as potassium voltage-gated channel subfamily A member 1-like. Gene Ontology annotation, biological process: potassium ion transmembrane transport; protein homooligomerization. Gene Ontology annotation, cellular component: membrane; voltage-gated potassium channel complex. Lineage: Eukaryota; Metazoa; Mollusca; Bivalvia; Myida; Dreissenidae. The record is from RefSeq and is a predicted model, not a curated record. The coding region runs from base 258 to 1763 and encodes 501 amino acids. The transcript has a single exon. Gene Ontology annotation, molecular function: delayed rectifier potassium channel activity; protein binding.
UCCACAGCACGUAUAUAGAAGUGAUUAACGGACAAAUAAUGUCACAUAUGCACGGAAGGAUUUAAAAACAAAAGUGCAGUGUUCUAAGCAAAGACUUAAACUUGAAGUUGAUAAUCAUUGCUUAUUUAAAUAGUACGUUUUCUGUAGCGCCUCCGCGUUAAAAAAUUGAGUUACCCUUUGGCGUUUUUUGUAUAUGGUUUUCUUUGAAAUUGAACAUACGCUUCGGACGUCGGACGUUGUUAUAAGUGUGCACAAAGAUGCAUUUUGUUGCCCGUAACACGACGGACCUUGCGUACAAUAUGCCGGGCUACUCGCUGCGUCAAGACCCACUGAACCUCUUCCGACAGCCGCCAACAACUCUACACAGCAACUCGCCGCGUCUUGAGAGAUCGAAACAAGUUCGGUCGAACUCCUUCAGUAGCGUCAAGUUCACGAAGAUACAGGAAUAUGAAAAGCACAGGGCUAGUGAUCCGCUGUUGGGUCACUCUCUACAGAAAGAUAGUGACGGAAAUCACGAGAAGGUACCUCUCAUUCCGAAGUCUGAGAAUCCCCCGUCGACAUCUCAACCACGAGCGGUGGAGCACGAUUGCGAAGCAGAAAACUGUAAGCGAGUGAUAUUGAACGUCGCCGGUCUCAAGUUUGAAACCCAGUUAAAGACGUUGAACCGACUGCCGAGUACUCUCCUCGGUAACCCCGAAGAGCGUCACAAGUUUUGGGAUCCGAAACGGAAGGAGUAUUUCUUCGACCGUCACCGGCUUUCGUUUGCCGCCAUAUUGUACUAUUAUCAAAGCGGCGGGCGUCUGCGGCGACCAGUGGAGGUGCCCGUUGAUAUAUUUAUAGAAGAACUCGAGUUUUUCAAGCUUGGCUCGUCGGUCAUUCACGCCUUCAAGGUUGCCGAAGGUUUCAUACUUGACGAGGUUGAUGAAAGUGAGCUCCCCGACAAUGAAAUAAAACGCUAUAUUUGGGAAGUGUUUGAAAAGCAGGGAAGCACGCGUGUAUCAAACGUGAUUGCAAUCGUCUCAGUAGUGUUUAUUCUGACCUCGAUCGUCACAUUCUGCGUCGAGACGCUCCCCCAGUAUCGCGGCAGGGAUUGUUACAACGAUACGGUGGAAACACACAACGGAACGUUCAAGACCGUAAUAAAGUUCAAUUAUACGGAUCCGUUGUAUAUCGUUGAAAGUUGCUGUAUCGUUUGGUUUGUUUUCGAACUGAGUAUACGAUUUGUCUGCGCCCCUGUCAAAAUGAAAUUUGUGAAGGACAUGGUCAAUUGGAUAGACGUCUUAUCGAUAGCUCCUUACUUUAUAUUCCAGAUCAUGUUUUUACUAACAAACUCGUGCGAGAACAACAGUAGGAUAUUGUCAGUUCUCAGAGUUCUUAGGGUAGCACGAAUUUUCAAAUUGAGCCGAUUUUCAGACGGACUUCAAAUUUUCGCAAAAACUAUGCAAGUGAGCUUUCGUGAACUGUCAAUGUUUAUGCUAUUUCUCGGUAUCGGCGUAAUAAUAUUUGCAGGUGGUAUUUACUACGCGGAAGCGCAAAACCCGGACACGUUUUUCAUCAGUAUACCGGACGCUUUUUGGUAUGCAGUGAUCUCGAUGACAACAGUUGGUUACGGUGACGUGUAUCCGGUUGGAAUUCCCGGCAAAAUAGUUGGCACUAUGUGCGUGUUAUCCGGUCUUCUCGCCAUAGCUCUGCCAGUGCCCGUGAUUGUCACGAAUUUCAAUAACAUCUACCGACGGACGACGGGCCGUGGUGCAAAUCUGUGAAAGCGUCUUCACGUCUAUAGCAAAAGUAAUGUUAGCAGAAAUAUAGCAGGUUUUCAGCAUGAAGUAUUAAAGUCAUUAGCUGAAUGUGAAAGCUCGUGUAAAUGUGUCAUUCUCGUUAUUAUGUUAACAGCUAUAUACUGGUACAUUAAGCUCAUGUAAAUGUGUCAUUCCCGUUAUUAUGUUAACAGCUAUAUACUGAUACAUUAAGUUCCAUAUGAGUGUCGUAAUGAGAAAAUCGGGUCGACUGCACAUACUAAUCUGGGGCGAUAUUUUAUGCAAAUGUAUUAAACCCAGUUUUCCAAAACGCGUCUGUAGCAUCCCCUUUAUUCCAGGGUAUAUUCAUUAUGUAUAGCACAAAGCUGUUCAUAUUUGGUUGUUGGGACCUAAUGGCGAGAUAUCUGCACACAAACUAACGGCUUCCGUGUUCUCUUGCUCGAAAUGUCACCGAAUCAAUAGCAGCUGAAACAAGGAAAGCGUUCGAUUCAAUGUUGCGUUCAUGUGACAUUCUCCCAUCGAAAGUGCACGCCAUUGAGUGUAUCGCACGUGGAUAUUUGACGAUGAGCGUUUUGACAAUACUAAUCGCUCGGUCGUGUAUUUGUUCCAAGCAUAACUCGAAUGAAAUUUAUGUAUUAUUACUGUUUGUGGCAAACAAAAGUGCAGAUAAAGUGACAUCCUUGCGAUUAUACUUAGUUGAUAAUCAACGUUGUUUCGUUAUGACGAAUAUUAGAAUAAGAACCUCGCGAUGGGAAAACAGGGCAUAAUGCAAGUGCCUAAAGAGUCCUCCCAGAUGAGCCUGUGCUAUGCAACAAGCGAAUCAGAAACGGGUAUUUCCGCCUAAAUCGGAUUUUCGCUAAGAUGAGACUUUUUAAACGAUAAAUGCCAUAAAAGCGGAUAGCGUCGCCCCUGAUUAGCCCAGGCCAGUCUGGGACGAUGCUUUACUGACAUGCAUUAAGCCGCGUUUUCCCAGAGCGAAAUUAUAUGUUUGCUUAAAUUUUAUUAAUUAAAAAUAAAUUUGUGUGUUUGUUUGUGU